This is a messenger RNA of Manis pentadactyla (Chinese pangolin), 1191 nucleotides long. RefSeq names its product zinc finger imprinted 2 (gene ZIM2). Gene Ontology annotation, biological process: negative regulation of transcription by RNA polymerase II. NCBI's taxonomy places the organism in Eukaryota, Metazoa, Chordata, Mammalia, Pholidota, Manidae. The record is from RefSeq and is a predicted model, not a curated record. Gene Ontology annotation, molecular function: DNA-binding transcription repressor activity, RNA polymerase II-specific. The transcript is spliced from 3 exons.
AUGUUUCUGGUGUUUUAGGCGUUGGUGACUUUCGAGGAUGUGGCUGUGGACUUCAGCCCCGAGGAGCUAACACACCUCAGUGCCGCUCAGAGGAGCCUGUACCAGGAGGUGAUGCUGGAGAAUUACCGGAACCUGCUCUCCUUAGGGCACCGGUUCUCCAAGCCUGACCUCAUCGCACGGCUGGAGGAGGAGGAGGAGUCGCGUGUGGUGGGUGACUCCCGGCAUGCCCGCAUAGGAGGGUCUUCUGAUGAUCCUCUGGAUUCGUGCCGGUUCAACAAGGAGAAAUGCUUGAGUCCUGCGGCAGUGAGGGAGCCCAGGACCCUCGCUCAGGAAAGAAGCCAUCACAGUGAACUUGAGAGCAGCUCAGAUGCUACUAAGCAGCCACAGGGUCUAGGAAGGGGUCCCCAGGAGUGUGCUUCUGAGAUGGGCGCAAGCCCCUGGCUGCUGAGAGAGAAGCCUUCCCUCCGACAGAACAGACACAGUAGACGGGAGUCCUGUGAAGGAAGCUGUUGUACCCAGAAGGCCCCCAAGACACACGAGCAGGUCCGCCCCAGGCAGAGACCCUUCGAAUGUGAGUGGUGCGGGGAAGCCUUCUACCUCCUGCCACACCUCACCCGACACCAGAGGACUCACGGCGGCCACCAGUCCCCUGGGGGCGGCGAAGGCGGCCGGCCUUGCAGCCGGCGUGCAGGCGCCUGUGGCCAGGUGAGACCCCGUCAUCAGGACACCUACCAUGAAUGUGCCCAGUGCGGCAGAGCAUUCACCCAGGACGAGCACCUUCUUCAACAUCUCAGAGACCACGAGGCCGCCAGCGCCCUCCCGCCCAGGCUGCCCCACAACAAGAUGUACUUGAUUCGCUACCAGCGGGAACCCGAGUACGUGGGCGAGCGGGCCUGCCGGUGCUGUGACUGCGGCAGGGCCUUCAGCCGGAGCUCGUACCUGGCCCAGCACUACCGGAUCCACGCCCGGGAGGAGCCCUACCAGUGCCAGCUGUGUGGCAGGUGUUUCAGCCGGCCCUCCUGCCUCACGCGGCACUACCAGCUCCACUCCCAGGGGCAGCCCGCCGGGCGCGGCUCCUGCUCAAGCGCCUUCGGCCAGAGGACACCCUCAGGGUCAUUGGCGCCCCCCCGGGGAGUGACCCCCAGGUGCUCUGAACGUGAGGAGGCCUCCCCCCGCCCCACAGCUUGUUGA